Molecule: messenger RNA, 914 nt
Organism: Malurus melanocephalus (red-backed fairy wren)
Lineage: Eukaryota; Metazoa; Chordata; Aves; Passeriformes; Maluridae
Product: phenylalanine-4-hydroxylase-like
Exons: 7
Coding region: 86-913 (275 amino acids)
Biological process (GO): L-tyrosine biosynthetic process
Molecular function (GO): phenylalanine 4-monooxygenase activity; iron ion binding
Source: RefSeq, a predicted model, not a curated record
GAGUCCAGCCGCUGCGGCUCGCUCAGAAAGCUUCACCUGCUGGAGUGGAGUGUCCUCCCUGGGCAGGCGCUGCUGCUUCUGCAAGAUGGACUCACAGCACAGCAAAAUGAACGGUGACCUUUUCCAGGAAUCUAGGUACAUUGAAGACUCCCCCAAUAAGAAUGGUGUGAUUUCUUUGAUUUUCUCCCUGAAAGAAGAAGUCGGGGCAUUGGCYAAAGUUCUGCGCACAUUUGAGGAAAAGGGUAUAAACCUGACCCACAUUGAGUCCCGACCUUCCCGUCUCAACAAGGAUGAGUAUGAAUUCUUCAUCAACUUGGAAGGCAAGAAUGUCCCAGCGCUGGACAAGAUCCUCAAGUCCCUGAGAAGUGACAUUGGAGCGACAGUCCAUGAGCUGUCCCGGACAAAGAAGAAGGACACUGUGCCGUGGUUCCCAAGAAGCAUCCAGGAGCUGGACAGGUUUGCCAAUCAGAUCCUAAGCUAUGGAGCAGAGUUGGAUGCUGAUCACCCUGGGUUCAAGGAUCCCGUGUACCGCGCCCGCAGGAAGGAAUUUGCGGAUAUCGCCUACAACUACCGACAUGGCCAGCCUAUUCCUCGUGUCACCUACACGGAGGAGGAGAAGAAAACCUGGGGCACGGUGUUCAGGGAGCUGAAGACUCUGUACCCAACCCAUGCCUGCUACGAGCACAACCACGUGUUCCCWCUGCUGGAGGAAUACUGUGGCUACCGGGAGGACAACAUUCCCCAGCUUGAAGAUAUCUCAAAUUUCUUGCAGAGCUGCACCGGGUUUCGCCUGCGCCCUGUGGCAGGAUUGCUCUCCUCUCGGGAUUUCCUGGCGGGGCUGGCGUUCCGSGUGUUCCACUCCACGCAGUACAUCCGCCACGCUUCCAAACCCAUGUACACCCCCGAGCCGUGAG